Messenger RNA from Symbiodinium sp. CCMP2592, 300 nucleotides. NCBI's taxonomy places the organism in Eukaryota, Dinophyceae, Suessiales, Symbiodiniaceae. The record is from the annotation of a GenBank genome assembly.
AUGCGCAGACAGACCUCGGGGCGGUUGCAGUAUCAUGACAGCCAGCUGACGAUAGCGUACGACCCCGCAGCAAGCAUCAAGCCCCUUGAGGCAUCGGGCAGAAACUGCCAGGCUUGUGCCCACAGCUGCUUCGACGGCCUGCGCGAAGAGCAGCCGCCUCUUCCGGACUCGUCGGGGUCACGGCCGGUACGAAGCGAUGCUCGCCCCGCGAAAGCUCUGCAGCUGUUCUGCCAGCCUGCCCGAGUGCCUGGUAGCGGUCUCCGGAUAGCAAGGCCUGGCAAGGACUUCUCCGUAGUUUAG